AAAUUUGCCAUUUUUGACACCAAUUAGCCGGACCGAUAGUAGAAAGUUUGGUGGGCAUAUUGCCCAACCGUCAAAUUAAAGACUCAACAAACCCUACAACUACUAUAAAAUAUCAACAUCCCCUCCUUUACUACCCCACAUCCAAAACUACAUUUCCUAGCUCAUAGGUUCCUCUGUUACUUCAAACCCAAAUCAAUGGCACCGAAUGACGACGUAAAGGUUCUAGGUGCACCGCCUAGCCCGUUCGUGAACCGGGUUCAAAUCGCCCUUAACUUGAAGUCCAUCAACUACGAGUUUCUUGAGCAAAAAGUUGGGUUCAAAAGCGAGUUGCUACUGAAAUCGAACCCGGUUCACAAGAAAGUCCCGGUUAUGAUUCAUGGAGGAAAACCCAUUUGCGAGUCUCUUAUUAUUGUGCAGUAUAUCGACGAGGUAUGGACUGAUGGCCCGAGUAUUCUCCCUUUGGAUCCGUAUGACCGGGCCAUGGCCCGAUUCUGGGCUGCUUAUGUUGAUGACAAGUUGUGGCCGACAUUGAAGGGGAUCAGGAUCGCAGAGGGAGAGGAGGCAAAAGCAGCAGCACUAGAGCAAGUUAUGGAAGCGAUGAUGCUGUUGGAGGAUGCAUACGCCAAAUGUGGAAAGGGAAAGGACUUCUUCGGCGGUGACACCAUUGGGUACCUUGAUAUAGCCCUCGGAAGCUUCUUGAGGUGGCUGAGAGCAACCGAGAAGAUGGGCGAUGUAAAGGUGCUCGAUGAAACCAAGACCCCUAGGCUGUUCGGAUGGGCCAAGAGGUUUUCUUCAAAUGCUGCUGUGAAGGAUGUCCUCCCGGAAGUAGAGAAGCUUGUGGAGAUUGCCAAGUUUUUUGCUGCCAAAGCUAAAGCUCAGUAGUUUUCCAAUCCAGCUGUCCCAAGUCAAAUAAAUCGGGCUGCUUAGAUUGCCCAGGUUGUUGUUGUUGUCGUUGUUGUUUUUGUUCUCGGUUUGCAAUUUAGUAAUUGUUUUUUCCUUCUGGGUUUUGUAAUUCAAAGAAUUGUUCUGGUUGUAGUGUUUUUGAGAGUUGCUUUCCAUUUUGAGAACCUCCCGUAAAUAAAGUUUAUGGAGGCCAAUCUCGGCAGUCCAAAAA
This is a messenger RNA of Rhododendron vialii, 1114 nucleotides long. RefSeq names its product glutathione S-transferase U17-like. The record is from RefSeq and is a predicted model, not a curated record. The transcript has 2 exons. Gene Ontology annotation, cellular component: cytoplasm. Gene Ontology annotation, molecular function: glutathione transferase activity. Lineage: Eukaryota; Viridiplantae; Streptophyta; Magnoliopsida; Ericales; Ericaceae. Bases 196 to 882 code for a protein of 228 amino acids. Gene Ontology annotation, biological process: glutathione metabolic process.